Molecule: messenger RNA, 441 nt
Organism: Botrytis byssoidea
Lineage: Eukaryota; Fungi; Ascomycota; Leotiomycetes; Helotiales; Sclerotiniaceae
Exons: 2
Coding region: 1-441 (146 amino acids)
Biological process (GO): positive regulation of translational initiation; mRNA export from nucleus in response to heat stress; nuclear-transcribed mRNA catabolic process, deadenylation-dependent decay
Cellular component (GO): P-body; RNA polymerase II, core complex
Molecular function (GO): translation initiation factor binding; nucleotide binding
Source: RefSeq, a predicted model, not a curated record
AUGGCAACACCUGCCCCCACAUCUCGCUCUCGCGCCCCUCCAGCAGGUGACGAAGAAGCAUCCACCGUUCUGAAGCUGGGAGAAUUCCAAGAUGUAGAUGCACUUACUCAUUCUGAAGCCGCACUCGUUAUCAACGCGCUUGUCGCAAAGCGACGUGGCGAUCGCAAGAACGUUAAUGAGACUGAGAUAUUGAGCAAGACGCAAGAAUACCUGGAUCAUUUUGCGAGAUUCAAGAGAAAGGAAAACGUGGAGGCUGUAGAGAGAUUGUUGGGAAGUAGGGGGGAAUUGGCGAAAUUCGAGAGGGCGCAGUUGGGCUCAUUAUGUUGCGACACGGCCGAUGAAGCGAAGACUUUGAUACCCAGUUUACAAGACAAAAUCAGCGAUGACGAUUUGACAGAGUUAUUGGAUGAAAUCACAAAGUUGAUGGGAUUUACGAAUUAA